GGUUUGUCUUGAAAGACCCUUAAUUAUUUCACAAAAUCAGACACAUAUUCCCCUCUCACCACUUACCCGAGGUAUAAAAAUUUGCACCCUAUCCUCUCCUCUCUUCAAACUUCAAAACUAUUACUCAUCAGUUAUCAAUGGCUUUGAUGAUGGAUGGUUGCGAUGGCAUACUCAUGUCUUUAGAGUCACAGAAAUCCGUUCCGGCGCCGUUCCUGACGAAGACGUACCAGCUGGUGGACGACCCCGCCACCGACCACAUAGUCUCGUGGGGCGACGACGACUCCACCUUCGUGGUGUGGCGCCCCCCGGAGUUCGCCCGCGACCUCCUCCCCAACUACUUCAAGCACAACAACUUCUCCAGCUUCGUCCGCCAGCUCAACACCUACGGUUUCAGAAAGAUCGUCCCGGAUCGUUGGGAGUUCGCCAACGACUUCUUCAAGAAGGGCGAGAAGCACCUCCUCUGCGAGAUCCACCGCCGCAAAACGUCUCAGCCGCACCACCACCACCACCCCAUCUCCGCCGCCGCCGCCGCCGGAUUCUUCCCCUUCCCCAGCCGAGUCAGCAUAUCCCCGCCCGAUUCCGACGAAUCACCUCCGCCGCACGCCACCGGAUAUCAAAACUCAUUCGCCGCGCUGUCCGAAGACAACGAGCGGCUGAGACGGAGCAACACCAUGCUGAUGUCGGAGCUCGCCCACAUGAGGAAGCUCUACAACGACAUUAUCUACUUCGUGCAGAAUCACGUCAAGCCUGUGGCGCCCAGCAAUUCCUUUCAUCAUUCUUCUCUACUGAUCGGAAACCCUAGAAAAAUCCCCAAUUCUAUUAUCAACACUUCCUCUUCUCCGAGCAAGAGCAGCCUCACGGUAGCUCCCGACAUCGAGCCGCCACCACCGCCUCAGUAUCGAACGAAGCUCUUCGGCGUAGCGCUAUCUUCCAAGAAGAGAUUGCACCCGGAAUACACCUCCGCCGCAGCCGCCACCACCAACAAGACAAGGUUGGUUCUUGAAAAGGGCGAUUUAGGAUUCAAUCUCAUGCCUCCUUCUCCAUGAAAAGGUGUUUUUGUUAGUUCGUGAAUGUGUGAGUGUGUGUAAAUAACCUCUUCAGUUAUUCAUCUUCUUCCCAUAGCAUUGAUGCAGAUGGGUUUUGCUUAGAGUUGAGAGAUUAAUUAAUUACGACGAUCGAUCAUCAUACUUUUUUUUUUAUUUGAAAGUUUAAAAUUAGGGUGAUGAUUGGAUCUCAACUCUUGUAUCUCUCUUUCUGUUUGUCUGGGACAGAUUAAUUAAUGCAACCUGAAACUGAAAACUUAUCUUUCUUCAGUUGGAGUGAGAGGAAAACUCAGACAGCCUACAGCCUGGGGCAAAAUUUCUUGUAUUUUUGUUUUCUGGGACUUGUCUGAUCAAUGCAUUAAUGUAUCAUACGUACUUGUAUGACCGUA
Molecule: messenger RNA, 1432 nt
Organism: Salvia splendens (bonfire salvia)
Lineage: Eukaryota; Viridiplantae; Streptophyta; Magnoliopsida; Lamiales; Lamiaceae
Product: heat stress transcription factor B-4
Exons: 2
Coding region: 138-1046 (302 amino acids)
Biological process (GO): regulation of transcription by RNA polymerase II
Cellular component (GO): nucleus
Molecular function (GO): DNA-binding transcription factor activity; RNA polymerase II cis-regulatory region sequence-specific DNA binding
Source: RefSeq, a predicted model, not a curated record